This is a messenger RNA of Aspergillus pseudotamarii, 324 nucleotides long. RefSeq lists its product as uncharacterized. NCBI's taxonomy places the organism in Eukaryota, Fungi, Ascomycota, Eurotiomycetes, Eurotiales, Aspergillaceae. The record is from RefSeq and is a predicted model, not a curated record. The transcript has a single exon. Bases 60 to 236 code for a protein of 58 amino acids.
GCCUACUGCUGCUCAGACAGUCAAUCACACGUACCUAUGGAUAGCCCCUCCAAAAUAAAAUGGUCUUAAUUUUUAUUUAUUGUAUAUUUAUUUUAUUUUAUUUUACUAUUUUUUUUUUUUGGUACUUACUCUCUCGGAUUAUGACCAUUCUCAGCCCCUCGUCAGCGGCCCCCUUGCCCCUCCAACAAGGAUCGAAUAGCUUCAAAUGCCACGGAAGUGUGCGCUUGCCGACCUGAUUUGUGUGUUCACUCCUUUCAUUUCCACCAGCGAAAUUCUUUGCACACAGAAUCUCGUUGAAUAUUUAUUUUUUAUUUUUAUUUUUUU